AUGGUACGCGCUGUUUGCGUUCUGGCAUUGAUAUUCCUCGCCCUCGCUCCAGCCGAGUCUGCUCGAACGCUACAGCAUGCAGGCCAGCAAGCUCCGCUAAUUCAGGGUAAAGCCCUUGGAAGCGGUUUUCAGGGUCGAUUUUCAACGGGAGGUCCGCAUUCACAACAUGGUCGUCAGGCUCCAGUGUCAACUCCCCCCAAAGUCAGUAACAAAGCGCAUCUGGUCAGAGUUGGGAAGAAGGAGGAGUUGACAGUCGCACUUGAGCGGCCAUACGAAGCCUUGUUCGGCCAAGUAGGCGUCAACAAGCACAACUAUCGCAAUGGUGUAUAUACGAGCCUGAAGGAAUUUCAUUCGACUGUAUCACAGGACUAG
Molecule: messenger RNA, 372 nt
Organism: Penicillium soppii
Lineage: Eukaryota; Fungi; Ascomycota; Eurotiomycetes; Eurotiales; Aspergillaceae
Exons: 3
Coding region: 1-372 (123 amino acids)
Source: RefSeq, a predicted model, not a curated record